Argiope bruennichi is the source of this 2372-nucleotide messenger RNA. Its product is annotated as cytochrome P450 2C20-like. Gene Ontology annotation, cellular component: intracellular membrane-bounded organelle; cytoplasm. The record is from RefSeq and is a predicted model, not a curated record. NCBI's taxonomy places the organism in Eukaryota, Metazoa, Arthropoda, Arachnida, Araneae, Araneidae. Gene Ontology annotation, biological process: xenobiotic metabolic process. The transcript is spliced from 6 exons. Gene Ontology annotation, molecular function: oxidoreductase activity, acting on paired donors, with incorporation or reduction of molecular oxygen, reduced flavin or flavoprotein as one donor, and incorporation of one atom of oxygen; heme binding; iron ion binding. Bases 108 to 1565 code for a protein of 485 amino acids.
AUUAGCGAAGAAAAAAUUGUUGACGGCAGACUUUGAAAACAAAUAAGCGCAGAUCGGUUUGAAUGAAAAAGGAAUUCCUCUAUUUUUCUCUGCUUUAAGACUCAGUUAUGGAAAUUGCUGCAUUUUUUCAACAUCCAGUAGUGAUAAUAUGUUUAACAACGAUAUGGACGUGGUUUAUUUGGAUGAUGGCUCAUCGGAGCCAAAUGAGGAAGCUCCCGCCUGGACCCAGUGGAUUGCCGCUCUUUGGGUAUUAUCCUUUCCUGUCUGCUGUGUCUCACAAGGUGUACGCACGUAUGAGUGAAUUUUAUGGUGAGAUCUUCAGUUUUCGCUCACUUGGCGGAAAUUUGAUCGUUGUUCUGAAUAGCAGGCCAAUCAUCAAAGAGGUGUUCUUGAAGCGAGAGAAUGAAUUCGACAGGAGACCAAAUGUGCACAAUGUGUUUUCGUGGAUAACUGAUGGAUUGGGAUUUGUGCAAGAAAACAAGCAAACGUGGGAAGAGCAGAGACGCUUUUUCCUUGAAGUUGGCCAGAGCAUUGGAAUCGGGAAGCCAGAGUUAGAAAAGAAGAUUCAAAAAGAAAUCACGGCUAUGAUGGAAGGGAUACGUAAUACUAAAGAGCAACCUGUUGACGUGUACUCCAGCAUAUCCAAUGUGACGGGAAAGAUCAUGUCUCAGAUUUUGUUCCACAAAACUUUCGAGCAGGACAGAACGUUCGAAAUUUUACUCAGGGCUCUCAAGAACAUGACAACUGUUUUCGAAGGAAAGACGAGCAUUGCCGUGGGAUUUGCGUUCAGAUUAAAAUGCCUGGUUUGCUCCCAAAUGAGGAAAGCGCAGGCAUUUAGAGACAUAGCGAGAUACAUCAUAAACGGCCUAAUAAAAGAGCAGGAGAAAGCCCUUGAUCCAAAUAUAUCCGGAGGUUAUGUGUCAGCUUAUCUGCAGCACAGGAAUGAUCUUCUGACACGGGGCAAAGAUAACGAAGGCUCGUUCACGAUUGAACGUCUCCAGGCUAAUACAAUGAAUCUCCUCUUUGAGGGCACGGUCACAGUUAGCUCAACAAUCACUGCCUUGCUAGAAGAAUUGAGCAAGCACCCUGAUGUCCAAGAGGCCGCACAGAAGGAACUGGAUUCAUCAGUAGGUGGUGGCAGACUGCUGACCUGCGCGGACAAACAGAAUUUACCUUAUUUGGAUGCCACUCUCCAAGAACUUUACAGAAUUGCUACACCUAAUCUGAUCACUCGUUUCUGUUCCAAUUUGAAGGAAACGAGAAUUGAUGGUUAUCUAAUUCCCAGUCGCAGCCUCAUAUGCGCCAAUUUGGCAUCCUUGCAUUUUGAUUCCGAAAUCUUUCUCGAUCCACUGAAGUUCGACCCUAAGAGAUUUCUGGACGAACAUGGGAAAAGAGUAGAUAAAAAUAGACAUUAUGCUUUCGGACUUGGGAAAAGAUCCUGCCUCGGAGAGUCUUUGGCUGAAGCGGAAGUGUUUCUCAUCAUCGGUUCCAUUCUCCAGAAUUUCAAGGUCACCUCCGGAAAUAAGAAAGGAGCGCUGAAAUUUCUUCAAAGAGAGCGAAAAUAAGACGCCGCACUGCACCCUACGACUUCUCUAAUGUUUGCAGUGCUGAUAAAAUACAUUUGAACCAGCAAAUUGAAAAAAGAAACGGACAAAAGAAAAACUAUUUUUGGAGGAGGGAGGAGUACUAAUAAAAAUUUAUCUUUCUUACCUGAAGUAUCAGAUCAGAAUCUUUAAAUUAGUAAUUUUUUACUUCAUAUUUGACAAUGAGCCUUUAUUCAAUGUCGUACAUUUAGUUCAAAAGUAGAAGAGGGAGGGGGGCGAUUUCAUUCACUGGCACAUGCUUCCUUCUUCAACUCGCAGGUCCAAAUUCCAGAGAGAGAAAAUAAGAUAUUGCAUUACAUCUAUACUUUUUUUAAUACUGAUGUAAUAUAUUUGAAGUAGCUAUUUGAAAAAAAAAAAAAAAAAAAAAGAGAAGAACGAGAACAAAUAAAAAAAAAACUAUUUUUAAAGGAAAAAAAUAAAAAAAUUUCUGAUUCGCUUAUUAAUUAUUUUUUUCUUACCGAAAUACUAUACAAGAAUCUUCAGAUUAGUGAUUGGCCUAGUUUUUUACAUUCCUAUUUUAUAGUUAACAGUGAGUAUUUAUAUAACAGCACAAGCUUAAUGCAGAAGAAAAAAGAGAUUUUAUUUAUGGGUGCUUGUCGUCUUCGAUUUGCUGGUAUAGUUACAUUUUUAUAAUGCUAAACCAUGAGAAUGGAAGUACGUUGCAGUAUUUUUGAUGCUCAUCUCUGAAUCAUGAUGUUUCGUCACCACAAAAAUAGAUUCACAUGUUUUAUACAACAGCUUUUUUUCAAUAAAUUUCUUAUAAAGGAA